ACAACAUGAAUGGUCUUGUUUUCAAGCACAAAGGAAAACGAGUUGACUUAACUGCGGCAUUUCGGUUGCAAAUGACUUAAAAUUACAGUAACAGUCGCAACUUUGAAUCAAGGAAGUCAGUAUGCCCGGUAGUAAGAAAGCAAGUGAAUGUGGCUGGUUUUACCAUGCUCCUGCCCGGACAGCCUCGCAGUCUGACGAGCCUGCCCCUGCUCCGGCACCCUCACAAAUUCCAGGCCUGAGUGAUCUCCCUUAUGAGGAGGAACAACCACGACUGACAAACCUCCGUGACACAGAUACCAAGUACAUCAGGCUGGCAAAGCAAGGUGGAAGACCAGACCUAUUACAGAUGAAACAGUUUCCAUCUCCACCUAAGGAGGCACAGGGCUACCCACGAUGCGAGUGGUUUUACUUACAGGAUAAUGCCGCAUCUGAUGCUGCUGAAAAGCCAGAAGAAAAGCCUUACGAGUUUAAACUACCAGAGUACAUGGUGCAUCGGCCAAGACAACAGCCUGUCGACUUUGAGGCUCAUGAUGGAUCAGAUCCAAACAGCCGAUACAACAAACGGGCCCCUUACGCCUUUGACAAACUAACUACCUAUGAAAGAGAAGGGGAAUCGGCUGCGGAUAAAAUGUCCAUGAAAAUCCCAGAGGCCAAGAAAUAUGGCUACGGUGUACGGCAGGGCAAGAAAGUAGUGCUGAAGAAAACAGGGCCAGCUCCGGAGAGAGUGAAGCCUGUGACUACCUCCCAGGUAUCCUCAAUGGAUACAAAACCUAAAUAUCAGGCUAUGCCUGAACCUAAAGAUUUGGGUCAAUCUGGUACUGUGAUGAGCACACUGCUGUCUUACGGCUACGAGAGAGAGUGGCACGACAGACUGAAGAGGUGGCAGUCCAAGCAGGAGCAGGCACGAGAGACACUGGCGAUCAUGAGGAGCCCUGAUGGCCCUCCCACAGGGGCCUUGAAUAAAAGGAUAGACUCGGGCAAAUCCAGAGAUGAAGAAGAGUUGUUUAAGCUUAGCAGAUUCAAGAAUGUUCCCCCACGAGUGGACGACCGCCAAAAACCAGAGCUGUUAAAGUCGGCCGCUGUUCAUUAAAUGGUGCAUGCAGUUGCCUCCCCUUGAUUGUAUUCACUCUUCACAGUAUUACAUCGUUUUCACUCAAAACUGUUUGAACACAGAAGUAUUGAAGUUAACUCCGAGGAAGACGCAAGAUGUGCGUUUGAUAAAAUCAAGUGCUCUGAUAUCCGACGAUUGUUUUAUUAUCAUUAUGAUUUAUCAUGUUGACCUGCGUUUGGGGAAUCAAGGGAGACAAUCGUUUAAUUGUUAGCGUGUUAGCUUGCGUUGCACAUACAGGACGUACGUGUAUAUGUAAUUCGUUAAGUCGUCUUUGUAUUUUACACAGGCUUCGAAGAAUAUUUUUCGCAAUAUUUGAAUAUCCACUUUUUAAGACGGUAUACACAGAUGUAUGUAUAUUCUCAGUAUGGCCUGUACUUAUAUGUUAACCACUGUGUAGAUAUAUAUAUAUUUAUAUGUACGCUUGUUUUUUUUGUGAUGGCGAAAUAAAA
Molecule: messenger RNA, 1560 nt
Organism: Liolophura sinensis
Lineage: Eukaryota; Metazoa; Mollusca; Polyplacophora; Chitonida; Chitonidae
Exons: 7
Coding region: 122-1090 (322 amino acids)
Source: RefSeq, a predicted model, not a curated record